Molecule: messenger RNA, 600 nt
Organism: Magnolia sinica
Lineage: Eukaryota; Viridiplantae; Streptophyta; Magnoliopsida; Magnoliales; Magnoliaceae
Product: probable calcium-binding protein CML25
Exons: 1
Coding region: 1-600 (199 amino acids)
Molecular function (GO): calcium ion binding
Source: RefSeq, a predicted model, not a curated record
AUGGAUAUUGUAUCUUUCUUCACGAAAUGGCUCAAAAAGUCCAAACCCGAUCCAAUGUCUCCCUUUCAGAGCCCCAAAAAAAUGACCAAAGAUCCAACAUCCAAGGACCCGAUCCCCACCCACCCGGGAUUGGAAAGAAGCCAGUUCCAUGAGCUCCACCACGUAUUCCGUGAGUUCGAUGCCAAUGGCGAUGGAAAGAUAUCGUCAACAGAUCUUGGCUCGAUCAUGGCUAGAUUGGGCCACCCAACAUCUGAUGACGAACUGAGGUCGAUGAUCAGGGAGGCCGAUUUGGACGGAGAUGGUUUAAUAGAUUUCAACGAGUUUGUCGAUAUGCAUGUCAGUGGCACUGAUAGGACGACGGUCUUGGAGGAUUUGCGACAGGCAUUCUUGGUUUAUGACGUGGACCGAAAUGGGCUCAUAUCUCCAGAGGAAUUGGGCAAUAUUUUGAAGAGCAUCGGUCACAAUAGCAGCAUAGAUGAAUGCAAGAAAAUGAUUUCUAUGGUGGAUCACAACGGAGACGGGUAUGUUGAUUUCCAAGAAUUUAAGAUGAUGAUGAUGAAAUCUCUGCCGUCCAAGUUGCAGAGGGAGAUCGAAGGGUGA